Molecule: messenger RNA, 7381 nt
Organism: Python bivittatus (Burmese python)
Lineage: Eukaryota; Metazoa; Chordata; Lepidosauria; Squamata; Pythonidae
Source: RefSeq, a predicted model, not a curated record
ACUACUGAAACUAUAAGAAUCUGGGUAAACAAGUAGAUUUUGAUCCACCUGAACCAUGGGAAGGAGGGGGCUGACUCCAUGGGCUUCAUCUCAAGACCGGAAGGAGUACUACUACCCUUUUGAAAAUGAAAGUAGCAAGUGCUCCCGUAAGCCCAAGCAGAGUUGUAGUCAGAUGUGUCUGGAUUAAGAGGCAAAGAAGUUGUUUUUAUAAGGGCCAAACAUACUCACUUUUAUCUUUUUUCAUCAGACAUAGUAUCUCCCUUGGAUAAACUAAGAUAUAAUAACGUUAGUACAAUCAUUCUUAUUAAUCAUACUAGAAAAUCAUACUCAGGCUAAAUAGAAGCGUUACUUGCCGAGCCAUUGCUCCAUUAGGGACAUCCCCUUUUGCUGUGUUCACUCUAAUUUUGAUUCACACCAAAGAUCAGAAGACUCAAGUUAAAUUGAAGCCUUACCAAUCCUUUAGACUGAAAAGGAUAACUCCCUUCUGAUUCCCAAAAGAGCGUGGGGAGAGAGCACCUCUUAUUCUUAACCCUUUCAGUAUUCAUUUAUUCUGCCAGUCACCCCACUGGCUUUAAUGAAUUCACAUGAAGUCCCCAGGAACGUCCAAAGUGUAAAAUAUUCACUCUCUGUUAAAGUCAGGGAUAUGUAGUGUUAAUGACCGCAGGUCCGGUUCAGAAAGAAUGUGCACCUUUGGCAGAGUGAUGUCAUGCCUUCAAAGGUGUCACACUGACAACUGCCAUUUUUAACUGCCACAAAACAGACUUUCUGCAACAUUCCAGAUGGUCCCCAGAGAGUUGAAUGUCCUGCAAUUAGUAUGGUUGGCUUAGUUAACCCACUCUGUUUGCCAUGAGCUGUAGCAAUUCUCUGGAACUGCAAUUUAUUAAGGCCAUAAACUGAAAUGUGGACUCUACUGUCUGCCCCAACAUCUUGAUACACUUUUCCAUGCUCAGGAACGUGCUGGGAGCGGGGAUGGAGUUUCCCAAACCCUGAAACUGCAAGUAUUAAGGAGCGAACUCUUCAGAGCAGAGAGGCCAGAGGAGAAACGAGAAGGCGACUCCAAAUUUAGUGCGGACACGGGUGACAUCUACCGGUUCACUCUUCUUUACGAAUGCAGGCGCUUACUCUUUCCCCUCCGAUGGCGGCUAUUUAAGGGCGAGCGGGGGGGCAACCGGGAGCGGGGGGCGCACCUCGGUUUGGCUCUGGCUUCCUGGCGGCCGGCCCCGUUCGCAGACCGCCUUCCUCCUUGCUCGGCUUAUUUCCGCGCUGAUGAGCAGCAAGGGUGGCGCGUCUCCUCUGGCAUAUGAGCAAACUGGUCAUUCCAGUAAGGAGAAAGUUCAGGUCGCCGCGCUUCUCGUCUCACGCCGAGGGUUCCACCUCCAUCCUCUCGUAAGAGGCCCAGCGGGCGCUUGGACGACAGGUGCUGCGGCUCAGCAGCUGGCCCCGGGAAGGCGGCAGGUGCUUCGGACGCUGCGCCGGGAUUGGCGGCUGAGCCUCUCACGGCUCCUCCGACCGCGCCAUGAAAAGGGGGGGCCUGGAUAACCCGGCUUUCCAGACCUCCAACCCGGAUCUUGUUGACCCGCAGCUCGCCUCGGCGACCCCGAGUGUCUUGCCGUCGCCGAGUUUGGUUGGCCCGGACGAGGAACUCUGCGGGAUUGGUCGGUGCGCUCCUCGCGCCCUGCAGGUCUGCAACAACGUCAAAGGGUACUUGGUCUUCUACAGCCUCCUCUCGGUCUUCCAAGGGAUUAUUGUAAAUGGAUUGAUAAAUGUGAGCAUUUCUACGAUUGAGAAGCGUUAUGAUUUGAACAGUUCCCUCACUGGCAUAAUCUCUGCUGGUUAUGAUAUUUCAUUCUCUGUGUUAUGCCUUUUUAUAUCCUUCUAUGGUGAAAGAGGUCACAAACCAAGAUGGCUGGCUCUCUCAUCUUUCCUGAUCGCAUUAGGAGCAUUCGUAUUUUCUAUGCCACAUUUCACUAGUGGAAAAUACAUAUAUGGAGAAAAAGUGGAAGACAUCUGUCCAGUACCUCCUUCUGGAGGCUAUAACAUGACAUGCCGCCCUGGCAGCAAAUCUAAACUUUCCAACUACUUCUAUGUGUUCUUGCUGGGUCAGCUCCUCUUAGGAGCAGGUGGAACUCCCCUUUACACACUGGGUACAACUUUCAUCGAUGAUAGUGUCCCAAAGCACAAAGCUUCGGUUUACAUAGGAAUUGGAUAUGCCAUGUCACUGCUGGGUCCUGCCAUUGGCUAUGUGUUAGGAGGACAAUUGCUUAAUGUCUAUGUUGAUUUCAAUCAUAAUAUAAGUGUAGACAUCACUCCAGAAGAUCCACGCUGGGUUGGAGCUUGGUGGAUAGCCUUUGUGAUAUGCAGCUUCUCUACAUGCCUUUUGGUAGCACCAUUUUCAUUUUUCCCAAAGCAUUUGCCAGGUACAAGCAAAAUACAAGCAGAGAAGAUUUCUGAAGCACAUCAUGAUGGAAAACAGACAUGUGAAUACACUGGGAAGAGUAUUAAGGACUUUUUUAUGAUUCUCUGGAUGCUGCUGAGGAAUCCAGUGUUGAUGUGUCUUGUAACAGCAGCUGCAUUAGAAGCUUUAGUCGCUACUGGUUUUGCAACUUUCUUACCUAAAUUUAUAGAAAAUCAGUUUGGAUAUACAUCUAGCUAUUCAGCUACCUUAGGAGGACUUGUUUUAAUCCCAGGAGCAGCAAUUGGCCAAAUCAUAAGUGGUACCUUAGUUUCCAAGCUCCAAAUGAAUUGCAAAACUAUAAUCAAGUUUAUCAUUGCUACUUGUUCGGUGGCGCUGCUAUUAAACAUGGUGUUCGCCAUUGCUAAAUGUGGGAAUGAACCAUUUGCUGGUGUUUCUGAAACUUAUAAUGGGACAGGCACGUUAUCAAACUUAACAGCCCCCUGCAAUGCCCAUUGUAGAUGUUUGCGUUCAGACUUUUUGCCCAUCUGUGGUGCAGAUGAAGUCCAGUAUUUUUCUCCGUGUUAUGCAGGAUGUACUACUUUUGUUCUUCAGAAACAUGAAGCAAAGCACUACAGCAACUGUUCCUGUGUUGGGCAUCCCGUAGUUGAAAUUGAGAAUACCUUCCAUGGGGCCACUUCUGGAAAAUGUAAAUCUAAGUGUACAGUCCUGCCUUGGUUCCUGAGCUUCUUCUUCUUCGCUGUUGUUUUCACAUUUAUGGCAGUUACACCAACAACUGUGGCCAUUCUCAGAUGUGUGCCUGAAAAUCACAGAUCAUUUGCUUUGGGUGUUCAUAUGCUGUUUCUACGAAUUUUAGGCACUAUUCCUGGUCCGAUCCUUUUUGGUAUCUCAAUAGACCAUACCUGCACCCUCUGGUCUAUAGAUAAAUGUGGACAUAAAGGAGCAUGUUGGACCUAUAACAACAGCAAAAUGGCAUAUAUGCUAUUUGGUAUAAGUGCAUGUUCCAAAGCAGUUUCUCUACUUUUUACUAUCAUAGCAUGUAUGUUAUAUAAGCCUCCACCAGAUCUUAUUGCGGCUUCAAAGAUGAAAGAUCAAACAAGCAUUUCAAUACAUCUUUAAAUGAAGAACAACUAAUCUUUGCAGAGAAAGUCAAAGAAAAAUCUCAGUGAUGUCCAAUGGCAGCUGUGACUUCUGAGUAAGAGUGAUACCAGCACUGGAGGACUCUGAGCAACUCAUUUAAUUUUUUUAAAAAAUAAAUACUGUUUUACUUUACAUCCAUUUUACUUCAAGUGUAUUUCAGUCACAUGAAACUUUUUUUACCUCUCAAGAGAGUAGUAUGAUUGUUUAAAUAUUUUAACCAGCCAAUCAACAUUAGGAAUUCAUUUAAUUUUAAUUACCUGCUCGAGUAACUCUGCAAAUGGUUGUGGGAAGAUGGAGAUGUUCCAUGAGACAUGGAAGUACCUUGAUAUGAAACAGCAUCUUCAGUGUUGGCCUGUAACAGGCAAGCACAAUCUUUCAGGCUGAGUGCCAAAGAUGGUGUUUUAGAGUACACCAGGAGCCACUCUCUCAAAAGAUUAUGGGCCAGGACAAAAAUGAAAUGAAAUAAAAUAAAAUCUCUUAACAUGAUUAUUAACCAUAUAUUUAAUAAUUUUUCACAUUAGUCCAUUUUAAAAUUAUGUUUUUUUAAUGUAUUUUAUUUAACCCCUCUUAUUUCUAUUCUGGCAAGUACAUAAAGGCAGCUAACAAAAUGAAAUCAACACCUCCCCUCAAAAUACCAGAUUACCCAAAGUUAAAAACAUUUACUAAAAUUAACCCUAACAUAUGCACUAAAAUCAUUGAACAAUUAAAGCCUGACACAAUCAGUUUUCUAAAUGCUGGAAGAGUGGAGAUCAAAUAUAAUUCCCAAUGAAGUACACUGUAUAAUGUGGGGACAACACAGAAGGGAGGUCCUCUUCUACAUGUCACAAAAAUUGGCCUUUUUAAGGUCAUCUUCAGAAGGGUAGUCCUUCAGAUAGUCAGGUCCUAAGCUGUUUAGGAUUUGGGGGAUCAGUGCCAACACCUUAAAUUGUACCCAGUAGCAACUGGCCCUGUACAGAUAUUUUGGUAUAGGUAUCAUAUGAAGCCUGAAUCUUGUACCAGAACAGCCUAGAUGACAAAUUUUGCUCCAACUGCAACUUUUGGAUAUUUUUCAGAGGUAGGCCCACGUUAAGUAGAUGAGAAUAGUCAAGAUGGGAUAUAAUCUAGGCAUGGAUAGCCAUCAUCAAAUUUGACUAGUUCAGAACAAGUUGCAGCUGGUGUAUUAGGUAUAAUUAUUCAGAGGUGCUGUUCGCUUCAGCUACCAUGCAUGAAUCCAAUGAUAGCUGAGGAUCAAGGAUCAUUCUCAGAUUGGAAACCGACUUUUUCUGUGGGAAGUGAACUCCAUCUGAAACAGGCUGAAUCUCAAUUCCCACAAAACCUUUCCUGUUUACCAAUAAUAUCCCCAUCUCAUCUGAAUUUAAUUUCAGCUGAUUCUUCCUCAUCCAGCCCUCUUGCAUCCUUGGAGUUGGGUGAAAAGGAUGAGGAUGGUUUAGGAUUGUUUGCAUGACAUCCUUUUUGAAAAUUUCAGAUGACUUCCCCCAAGAUGGAACCCUGAGGAUCACCACUGGUGCUGAAUGUGGUCCUCCAACACCACAUUCUGGACAUGGCCUGACAGACAGAACUAGAACCAUUAUAAAGUGAUGUCUUCAUGGCCCAAUCCUGCCAGGCAGCCUAGAUGGAUGUCAUGAGAUUCAGGAAGUCCAGCAGAGUUCUGACAGAAGUCAUCCACCAAGGAAACUGGUGUAGUUUCCUUACCAUGGCCAACUGAAAGCCUAACUGAUAUAGAUCCAGAAAAUUAGUAUCAUUCCCAUCUGUUUGAAGUUGCAAGGCCACUACCUUCCUGAUCACCUGUCUCAAAAAUAGUAUAUUUGAGAACGGCCUAUAACUGUACUGAUCUUUUACGUCAAGGAAAGUUUCCUUUAGUAAAGUUGUUAUUACUCCCUCUUGCCAGGAAGCCCUGAUCACUUCCUUUCAGCAUAGGCCAAUUUAAUCAGUCAAGGAGGAGUCAAGGAUUAUCAUGGCCAAUUUAAUCAUUUGGAGAGAAUAAUAACAGAUUAAGCUAUGGCUAGGUUACAGCCCUAAGACCUGCCCUAAACCUGUUAUUAAAACUUGGUUCACAAAGAAUGGUGCAAGUAGCCCACAGUGAGCCAGUAACUGUUUCACCACACUCAACAAUCGAAACUGCAGUUCAGCAAUACUAUUUGAAAUUAGUCUUGGGCCACUUCCAAGGACUUGAAGGCUAUGUCUAAGACUUAGCACUGAUGUAUUCAUUUCAACACUCACAGCAUUUCAGGUAUUUCCUUGAUACGUAAAUGCUGAGCGACAUUUUGGCCUACAUUUAUAAGAAAUCUCUGGCUGCAGGUAUCAUGAGAGACCACUGUUAUUUGCAUUUAUGAAGCAUGGAGAACCAUUCUGCUCUAGUGCUCAUCUUCUUGUCUGUUUUGUAAAGUUAUCUGAGAUUUGUUUGGAUUGUCAGCAGCAAAUGGGCACUGUAAAUAAGGCUGUUGAAUGGGACCAGAUCAGGGAAAGCAUAUAUCUUGGUGUGUGUGUUCUUUUUUCCACAAAUUUAUUCAUUUCUACAAUUUGCAAUGGCAAAAUGUUUUUAUUACAUUAAAGAAGUUUACUUUUAUUAAAGAACAUUUUUAAAAAGAUUGGAAUCUCAUCUUACAGUGCUCAGUGCAUACUAGCCAGUGUGGUGAUAUGUGUCUUUAUAAGGAAAAGACCUCCAUGUGGUUAAAUAUGUUCUCAAUAAGUUUUUUUGUGAGAAUGCUGAUUUAUUACAUUAACAGUUUAAUCAGUGGAUAGUUUUGUAACCUCACUGAAAAAUGAAGAGAAAAGAUAGGGAAAGAAAACCAUCUAACUUCAUUUUAAGCAAGUCAUGUAACGUGAAAGUGCCUUCAAUAUUUGAACUAUAUUCAAGUUAUAUAAUUAGUGGGUAUCCACAUGAGCACUCCGAGAUUUCAGAGACCUGCAUUUGACUUCUGCCUAGAAGUGUGAUACCACACUUUUCAAAUUGCUUUGGAGCUCCCCCUUAAGACUUAGAAAAGGUACUUUAUUUUGCUCCAAAAUAUAUAUUUUUUAAAAUUGCUCACUUGGAAGUGGCAGACAGUUCAUUAUAAACUUUGUGAUGCAUAUUUUUCUGUAGAGACCAUUCUUGAUAUAUGUGUCUGUAUGUUUUAAAUACCUUUUACUUCAGGGUAUUUAAAUUUAGUAAGUGUUUGGAAGCGUGAUUAUAAAUAAUGAGAUGAAUAAUAAUGUAUUAAACUUGCAUGCUGCCCAACUCUCGACUACUCUGAAUAUUGAAUAGAAGGAGAAUUGUAGUACCUUUUGGCCUGCCUUACCCCACUUUAAACCUUACAUCAAUUUAGCCACUCUGUGCAUCUGAUAAAGUGAGCUGUAGCCCAAGAAAUCUUCUGCCUUCUUAUACAAUGUUUUAGUUGGAAAAGGUGCCACCAAACUCUUUCUGAUUUUUGUCACCAAAGGGGGGGCGGUGACAAAGACAGGUCUAUAAGAUAAUGCAGUUGUAUCUCCAGAAAAUCCUGUGUGAAUAUGAAGGAAUUCUGUCUUCCCACGGGAACCUGUCUGUUCUAGCUGCAGUCAAUAAGCAGUUGUUCUUUGAAAGUUUCCAGGAUGCUAUUCCAAGGUUGCUGUUGAGUGCUGGAGUGUAGCAUGGUUAAUUAUAUCAGGAAUAUGUUUUCUGAAAUAAAAGGCAACAUUCUAUGCAAAUAACCUGAAUGGACAACAUUUGGUUGUGUCCUUGCACAAUAUUUUAAAGGAAAGAAGCAUUUAUUUUAGAUAAUCAUACAAUGUAAAUGAUUUUGUAUUUUACUUUGUUCAGUGAGAACCUGUGUAAUUUAUUUGCAUUGAUUAAAGCACUUUUCAACGUUGGUA